AUGCCCAUCAUGGCUGAUAAACCUAGUGUCUUGUUUGUCUGCAUUCAUAACGCCGGACGCUCUCAAAUGGCUGCCGGAUUCCUUAGUCACCUCGCAGGUGACUUCAUUGAAGUUCGCUCCGCGGGAUCGGCCCCAGCCAACUCUAUCAAUCCCGCCGCCGUCGAAGCCAUGCGUGAAGAAGGCAUCGACCUCAGCAACCAAAGCCCGAAGAUCCUAACUCCCGACGCCGUGCAAGCCAGCGAUUUUGUCAUUACUAUGGGAUGUGGGGACGUUUGCCCCUUCUUUCCUGGCAAGCGUUAUCUCGACUGGCAACUUGAUGACCCCGCCGGGCAAGGCUUAGACGCUGUGCGGUUUAUCCGCGACGACAUUCGGGAUCGUGUCGAGAAACUUAUCGCAGAAAUCCGAUCUGAUAGUUCAACAGUUUGA
Penicillium canariense is the source of this 426-nucleotide messenger RNA. Its product is annotated as arsenate reductase ArsC. The transcript has a single exon. The coding region runs from base 1 to 426 and encodes 141 amino acids. The record is from RefSeq and is a predicted model, not a curated record. NCBI's taxonomy places the organism in Eukaryota, Fungi, Ascomycota, Eurotiomycetes, Eurotiales, Aspergillaceae.